AUGUUUGCCCGCUUCCUCUGCGAGAGACCCAGCGCGCUUGGCGUCAGCUGCCGCGGCGCACUGCUGCAGUGCUUCCGCGGCGCCGCCUCUUCGAGCUACGCCGCCUACGUCGACGGCGAUCCGCUGCUGGUGAGCGAGCAGCUGACAAGCAGCGAGGCAGAGAUUCAGCGCGUGACGCGCGAGUUCUGCAAGCGGAGCCUCCUCCCACGCGUGACAGACGCCUACCGCAACGAGCGCGAUGACCGUGAGAUUUUCCGCGAGCUGGGGGAACUGGGGGUGCUGGGGCCCACCAUCGACGGGUACGGCUGCGCCGGCGUCAGCUCCGUCGCCGCCGGCCUCAUCUCGCGCGAGAUUGAGGCCAUCGACAGCGGCUACCGCUCCGCCUGGUCCGUGCAGUCCUCCCUCGUGAUGCACCCGAUCUACGCCUUCGGAAGCGAGGCACAGAAGGAGCGGUUUCUGCCGAGGCUGGCGAGUGGGGAACUCGUCGGCUGCUUCGGGCUCACGGAGCCGAACGCGGGGUCGGACCCGAUGUCCAUGACGACGCGGGCGCGGAAGGUGGCGGGGGGCUACAGCCUCAGCGGGCGCAAGAUGUGGAUCACCUCCGCGCCGCUCGCCGACAUUGCCGUGGUGUGGGCAAAAGUAAACGACACAAAUGAUAUCGCAGGGUUUAUCGUGGAGCGCGGUUUUGAAGGGUUCCUCACGGAGCGGAUUGAGGGUAAACUCUCCCUGCGCACUAGCUGCACCGGCAUGAUUGAGUUGGACAACUGCGUCGUGCCGGAGGAGAACGUGUUGCCGCACGCCACCGGCCUGAAGGCCCCCUUUGAGUGUCUCAGCAGCGCCCGGUACGGCAUCGCGUGGGGGGUGUUGGGCGCGGCCGAGACAUGUUUCAAAAUCUCGCGAGACUACAGCCUGGAGCGCAAGCAGUUUGGCAAGCCACUCGCGUCCACGCAGCUUGUGCAGGCCAAGUUAGCAGAUGCGGUGACAGAGAUAACGCUGGCAACGCAAGGUUGCCUGCGUGCGGGGCGGUUAAAGGAUGAGGGAAAGCUCUCGCACCAGGUGAUCUCCAUGUUGAAGCGCAACAACACCCGUAAGGCAAUAGACGUUGCGCGGGCAAUGCGAGACAUUUUGGGUGGGAACGGCAUCGCCGACGGCUACCACGUCAUGCGGCACGUCUGCAACCUUGAGACCGUUUUGACGUACGAAGGCACGUACGAUAUUCAUGGGCUUGUUUUGGGGCGCGCCAUCACCGGAAUGAGUGCCUUCUGA
Molecule: messenger RNA, 1266 nt
Organism: Trypanosoma conorhini
Lineage: Eukaryota; Euglenozoa; Kinetoplastea; Trypanosomatida; Trypanosomatidae
Product: acyl-CoA dehydrogenase
Exons: 1
Coding region: 1-1266 (421 amino acids)
Biological process (GO): fatty acid beta-oxidation using acyl-CoA dehydrogenase; fatty-acyl-CoA biosynthetic process
Molecular function (GO): fatty-acyl-CoA binding; glutaryl-CoA dehydrogenase activity; flavin adenine dinucleotide binding
Source: RefSeq, a predicted model, not a curated record